AAGCCGCCUUCGGUUAGUUUUUGAAGGCGGCAAAUAACCGCAAUUCCGUGGAGUUACAGUGCCCACUCAGCUAGUUUUUACCGAGCCACGACAUGCAAUAAGCACCGAAAUGGUAAGUUAAUCGUGAUAUUUUACUGUAGUUGCGCUCGUGGAAUGAAAGAGACAAGAAUUUACACAGUCACUGAAUUUUAUUUUAUUUCACCACUUUCAGCUGGCACCCGGAGCAAAUAGGAUCAUCAUGGCAGACAACGUGCAUAGUGGGGAAUCCGAAAUAAAGCCUCGCAGCUAUCAGCUGCGUCUCGUGGAUCAUAUUAUGAAGAACAAUGGGAUAAUCUACUUGCCGACCGGAUCUGGCAAGACAUACGUGGCCAUCCUGUGCCGCAGUUUAUGGUGGGCCGCAACUCAGUUUCAGCGGAUUGUGAGAGCGUCCUGGAGCGCAAGUGGCAAAAGUCGGCCAUUCAUCAAUUUAGGGAUGGCGAAGCCAACCUGAGCGUUCUAGAGGAAGGCAUCGAUGUAAAGGCCUGCCAUUACGUGUUGAUCCUGGAUCCAUUAAAGACAUUUAACAUGUACGUGCAGACGAAGGGGCGGGCUCGAUCCAAGGAGGCCCAGUUUGUGCUUUUUUCCUCAGAGCUUGACCGCAUAAAAACCAACCAACAAAUCAAUCAAUAUCGCCAAGCCCAUAACGACAUCGGAGAGUAUUUAAAGGAUCGCGUCCUGGAUCGGGCCGAACCCCUGAUGCAGGAGAUAGCCGAUCACUUCCACGAAUUGAUCCCACCAUUUAUAAACGAAAAAGGUGCCGUGCUGCUGCCUAGCAGUGCCCUGAUGCUGCUCCACCGCUACUGCCAGAGCCUGCCCUCGGAUGCAUUCGGCUUUGUGGAGCCCUGGAUCACACUAAUCAGUUGGGACCAGAAGCGGGAACUCUUUGGCACACAGGCCGCAAGCAAAGAAGUCGUCUCUAUCGAACUUCCACUCAGCUCGUCCGUGCGGGAUAAAAUUUAUAGCGAUCCCAUGACUUCCGUUAAGGCGGCAAAAAUAUCGGCAGCCUUUAAGACCUGCAUUAAACUGUACUCCACGGGGGAGCUCAACGAGCGUUUCCUACCCGUCACGCUUAAGGACCGGGUGACGGCGAUAGCCGACUUUCACUUUGAUCACUGGAAGAAAUACAGCGACGAUGUUAUCGAUACGGUAAACAAGCAGAAACUCAAGCCGGAGACACAAACUACCUUCAAGACCUCUUGUCAGACGGAUUCCAUGGAAUGCUGUUCCGCGAUCUGUUGAAGAUCUGUCAUCCCUGCUUUGUACUGGAUCGUCGAGGCAAGGACAACUCCUACCUGAUCGUGCCUCUAGCCGUGGGCGCAGAG
Molecule: messenger RNA, 1361 nt
Organism: Drosophila miranda
Lineage: Eukaryota; Metazoa; Arthropoda; Insecta; Diptera; Drosophilidae
Product: endoribonuclease Dcr-1-like
Exons: 5
Coding region: 388-1278 (296 amino acids)
Biological process (GO): apoptotic DNA fragmentation; siRNA processing
Cellular component (GO): cytoplasm; RISC complex; nucleus
Molecular function (GO): RNA binding; ribonuclease III activity; deoxyribonuclease I activity
Source: RefSeq, a predicted model, not a curated record